Molecule: messenger RNA, 2408 nt
Organism: Oldenlandia corymbosa var. corymbosa
Lineage: Eukaryota; Viridiplantae; Streptophyta; Magnoliopsida; Gentianales; Rubiaceae
Source: the annotation of a GenBank genome assembly
GAGGGUUUUAACAAAUUAAUCGAUUCUCUUUCUCUUCCUUUCAAAUUACUCUGUUUUCAAUGGUAAAGAAAGCAAGAAUUUUGGGUUUAGCUUCCAAUCUUCGCCGAUAUUCAACAGCGACGACGCUCCGUCGUGUGGCGGAUGAAGGCGACUGGCUGUACUCCUCCGAGUGGUGGGGGAAAGACGACGGUUCUGAUGCUCAGACGGUUUUCCGAGGAGUUUCAGAUAAGGGAAACGGCGUCGUUUCCGUCCGAGCUUACCCUUCUUCCAGACCAGUUCAGUUAUUACUCCCUUCCCCUGUUAUGAUGAUUUUUUCUCAGAUUUUUGGUGAUAUCUUUAUAUAAUUGUUUUAUUUUUAUUUUUAUUUUUAAUCAUCGUCUUUGCAACAUUUGUGAAUCUGUGAUAAACCAAAUACAAAAUCGUCGCUUUUUUUCUGGUGUCAUUUUGAGUAGUAUUUUGGAAUAGUUUAUCGGGCUAAUUGGAAAUUAGGUGUACUUUUCGGUUACAGAGAAUGCACAUGCCUUUUCUAAAUACUGUUGAAGCUAAUUGAAGAAUGUUAGGUGUGUAGUGUGUACAUUUACAAACGCGUUUAGACGUAGUGUCUUUGAACUUUAUACAACAUGUUACUGAGGAUAUGAUCAGUUGCCUGUGGGUCCUUUUCCAUCUUUUUUUCAAUGAAUUUGUGUUGGGCUUGCUGGAGUCUUGAAUAUAUUGUAGUUACUAACUACAGUAGUCCUUCCUAUUGUUCAACUUUGAUUAUUUGGGGAAGAAGUUUCGAAUGUUUGGCUUAGUUUUUAUCAAAAAAAAAACUUGUGGAGUGCUUAGUAGCCUAAUGGUAUGGAGAUAUUUAAAAUGUGAUGUAGGAAAAAGCACGUUGGCAUGAAGCAGAGAACUGGCUUCAGCGAAGAUACGCUGAGAUAAAUCCUAUUGGUGGGAAACAGGGAUUUAGGGUUAUUGGUUAUCAGUGGAGGACGCUUCAUUUUAACGAUUAUACUCGGCAGAGCACUGUCAAAGUAAUGGCCGCUUAUCGGGAGUCUGAUCCUUCUUCUAUAAUCGUUAUGCAGCAGCCACAUUGUCUAGCUAUUCCAUGUAAAUUCUUCUGUCUUCUCUACAUUUUCAAGGCCUAUACUUCAUCAAAAAUUUGCUCAAAACUAGUUAUUUUGUAGGGUAAAAGUUCCUGCCUUUUUCUUCUACAUGAUCUGCUUGACAACCGUUUCUAUCAUCAACUUUCCCAUCAUGGAAUUAACCAGUAUCUCCAGAAGCAGUUAAUUUUUCUCUAUCAGAUACUUUUGUUGUGAGACUGUUGUCCUUGUCUCUAUGGCUUUCUUUUUUUAAAAUUUUGGAAUGUUUUAUUGGAGUUGUUCAUUGCACCAUGUGAAGUGGGUAUUGUAUUUUCAGUACCUCUCGUUAUGUUUAACCUCUGUAGUAAGCACUUACAACUUGAGAACACUUGGAUGCUUCAUGUCGAUGAUAGUUACCAAUCACUGCUCUGUCGCGACUUUUGCAGAUGUGAAGAGCAUGGUAUCGGCUGGAUUAGCUACGCUUUCAUGUGUUAAUUUUGAUCUCAGUGCUGCAAUAUGUGGGAAGGAACCCAUGAAUGUCUUGUGCAUUGGCCAUGGUGGGGGGAGUAUACCUUUGUUUUUGGCUAGUAAAAUUCAAGGUGCUGUGGUUCACAGUGUAGAAAUUGACCCCAUUGUGAUCUCAGCCUCCACGAAAGCUAUGGGUUUCCCUCAGUAUGCAGUCAUGACGAAAUCUGGGGAGCGGGCAUGCCUGAGUCCUGACCCUGCUUCUGAAGUCCUGUGGAAAGGCAUUCACGAGAGAAUCCAAUUGCAUGAAUCAGAUGCCGAGAAGUUCAUGUCUGAGUGCAACACUCUUUAUGACAUUGUUUUCAUUGAUGCCUAUGACGGCGAAGACAUCUUUCCUAACAAGCUCUGGGACCCGGAUUCCCCCUUUCUUAGAGCUCUAGGAAAUAAGCUCCAUCCGGUGCAUGGGACAGUAGUUGUGAACCUUCAUUCAGAUGUAGACUUGAGUGAUAAUAAUUCAUCUGGUUCACCUGUAUUUCACGUUUUACCGAUGGGGAAGUACGUUUAUAAUGUUUGUAGAGCUUACAAAGAUAUGUUGCUUGGACAUACGAGCUCUCGUGGUGGCUUGGCAUACACAGUUUCUGCUCCUUGGGUGUGUAAUACCUCCUUCGUAGUUUGUAGAGGAUUUGGGAAGUCUAAAGAUAGGGAAUUUGUUUUGAACUCUCUCUUGUCCAAAUCUCUUGAAGUUGAAAGUAUGGUUGGCUUGCCAUUCACAUGUUUAGAAUACCUCAAAAGAGGCUUUACUAUUGUGUCGUAGAUCGAUUUUUUAUUUUUUUGAAACAGUAGAUCGAUUAUCUUACCUAAGGAUACAAUGUUUCUUUUCUG